Molecule: messenger RNA, 384 nt
Organism: Symbiodinium sp. CCMP2592
Lineage: Eukaryota; Dinophyceae; Suessiales; Symbiodiniaceae
Source: the annotation of a GenBank genome assembly
AUGUGGAAGGUUUUCACUAGACCCAAACACCCCAAGCUUUGUCCGUCUCGGCUUGUGCGCCCGAGCAUAGUGCGAGCUGCAGCAACAUCCAAGCAAACCGCCUCAGAGCGUGCAGGAGCAACUCCCUGCCACUGGAAGCCCUGGAGGCUUAUGAGUUGGCUUCUGCAGAGCCUUGACUCGAAUUUGGUAUCGAUGGCCUUCCCAAUUUUAACGCAAGUCUUCCACCGGAAUGUCUUGCCGACGAAGCACGGGUCGACGUGGAACUUCGCAAAGGUUCCAUCGGGCCGUGGCCUUGUGCCAGAAGAAGCAGAAGGGCCUCGGCCUUUAGGCUCUCACACCAUCACCAUACGAGCUUCCGGGUACCUUAUUUUGGGGUCCUUAUAA